AUGGCAGAUAUUUUGCUUGCUUUUAAGAGUUCGCAGAACGUGGCUGGCCAGGAAGGCGGCUGGACAGGUCUCGGGAGCCGAAUGAUCCGUGAAAAACCAGGCGGCAUCGGCUACACAGAGUGGUUCCUAGCAAAAGAUCACCUCCAAGUUGGCGAUGUGGUCCGGUCCCGAAAGUCACCAAAUUCCCGCAGCCCGAAAAACAUGGAAGUCCCCGAGGGCACUGUAGUCGGGCUCGAACGCGACACGGACCAAGAUGGGUUCAUCCUCGUCAGGGUGCAUGGGGUCCACGACCCCAUCCGGUCCCACGUGUCCACGCUAGAGCGGGUCACGUUUGGCCUGGCCGCCGGCGACUGGAUCCGCCUGAAAAGGGAGGACAAAUGCCACUCGCCGGUCGGGAUCCUCCACGCUGUGAAUCGAGAUGGGAGUGUAACAGCCGCAUUCAUAGGCCUUGAUACGCUGUGGAAAGGUGACUACUCGGAGUUCCAGAUGGCGAAGCCUUAUUGGGCGGGCCAGUUUGUGAGGCUCAAGCCAAGCGUGUUCAGCCCCCGAUUCGAGUGGCCUAGGAGAAGAGGCAGUGGGUGGGUGGCUGGGAGAAUUUGUCAGGUGCUGCCCAACGGGUGCCUAGUCGUCAAUUUUCCAGGCAGGCUGAUGAUGGGGCGCGGGAGCUUUUUAGCCGACCCUGCUGAGGUGGAGCUCGUGUCCUUCGAGACAUGUCAGGGAGUGGUGAGGAAGUACGAGCACUUGGAGGAUUUCCACUGGGCCGUGAGGCCACUGCUGAUGGCGCUGGGCCUGUUCACUGCAAUGAAACAAGAUAACAACUACUAUGUUGAGAGAAAAUAG
Striga hermonthica is the source of this 840-nucleotide messenger RNA. Lineage: Eukaryota; Viridiplantae; Streptophyta; Magnoliopsida; Lamiales; Orobanchaceae. The record is from the annotation of a GenBank genome assembly.